Molecule: messenger RNA, 546 nt
Organism: Nasonia vitripennis (jewel wasp)
Lineage: Eukaryota; Metazoa; Arthropoda; Insecta; Hymenoptera; Pteromalidae
Product: histone H3
Exons: 1
Coding region: 58-468 (136 amino acids)
Cellular component (GO): nucleosome
Molecular function (GO): protein heterodimerization activity; structural constituent of chromatin; DNA binding
Source: RefSeq, a predicted model, not a curated record
CGAGGGUUGAAUCAUCAUUUUCGUCUCGUCGUUGGAACGUUACGGAUCUCCUGUACAAUGGCACGUACCAAGCAAACCGCCCGCAAGUCGACCGGAGGAAAGGCUCCUCGCAAACAGCUAGCCACCAAGGCCGCUCGUAAGAGCGCUCCUGCCACCGGAGGAGUGAAGAAGCCCCAUCGCUACAGGCCCGGAACCGUCGCUCUUCGUGAGAUCCGUCGCUACCAAAAGAGCACGGAGCUCCUGAUCCGCAAGCUGCCCUUCCAGCGCCUUGUGCGUGAGAUCGCCCAGGACUUCAAGACCGACCUGCGCUUCCAGAGCUCGGCUGUCAUGGCCCUGCAGGAGGCUAGCGAGGCCUACCUCGUCGGUCUUUUCGAGGACACCAACCUUUGCGCCAUCCACGCCAAGCGCGUCACCAUCAUGCCCAAGGACAUCCAGUUGGCGAGACGUAUCCGUGGAGAGCGUGCCUAAUUACUUUAAUUACCUCUGACUCUUUCAAACAAUCGGCCCUUUUCAGGGCCACAAAUAUAUUCAACAAGGAAUAUUUUA